UGUUUGAUUUAAAGUGCAUGAGUUUGAUAUAAAGUACAAGUGUUCGAUUUAAAGUGCAUGAGUUUGAUAUAAAGUACAAGUGUUUGAUUUAAAGUGCAUGAGUUUGAUAUAAAGUACAAGUGUUCGAUUUAAAGUGCAUGAGUUUGAUAUAAAGUACAAGUGUUUGAUUUAAAGUGCAUGAGUUUGAUAUAAAGUACAAGUGUUUGAUUUAAAGUGCAUGAGUUUGAAUUAAAGUACAAGUGUUUGAUUUAAAGUGCAUGAGUGUGAUAUAAAGUACAAAUAUUUGAUUUAAAGUGCAUGAGUUUGAUAUAAAGUACAAAUGUUUGAUUUAAAGUGCAUGAGUUUGAUAUAAAGUACAAGUGUUUGAUAUAAAGUGCAUGAGUUUGAUAUAAAGUACAAAUGUUUGAUUUAAAGUGCAUGAGUUUGAUAUAUAGUACAAGUGUUUGAUUUAAAGUCCAUGAGUUUGAUAUAAAGUACAAAUGCUUGAUUUAAAGUGCAUGAGCUUAAUAUAAAGUACAAAUGUUUGAUAUAAAAUGCAAUGUAAAAGAGCCUCCAAAAGAUUCAUAUUUUUGAAGGUAUAAUAAUGACUAAAAGAUAAAGUAUAAAAUGACCCCCAAUAGACACCAUGAGAUAAGUUUUCAGGUGUUUUUUAUUAUUAUCAAUGAGAAGCUGUUAAGACUUAUGUCAAGUGGUACAUAAUAGGUUGUACAAAAUUAUAUCUAGUAUAAACUUUGAUUAAAAGACUAGCUGUGUGCUUUUUAACAUUUUACAAACCAGUUGCCCAAAUUUUGUGGGUUUACAUAAGACUAAAAGAUAUUUUUAAAAAAGGAGGAGAGUUAGUUUGACUAGACCUUCAAACAGGGGGAAAAUAUUUUCAACUUUAUUCACCCAUACCAGUGUAGUACAUCACCAAUUUUCAAAAUAACUUUAACCAUCAUGAUCAUACAUGGACGAGAUAUUCAGGUAACUGAUAAGCACACCUAUAAAUUAUGUAUCUGACUAUCAUCAAUGUGACAGCAUACAUAUAGACAUACAUCGUGUCUUUACUUAUCUACACAACCACCAAGAUAAAGGCAGUGACUGAGCAACAGGAAAAAAAUCUAUAAUUAUGAUGAUGCGUGUCAAAUUAUUUUUGAUACUCUUCAACACUUUGCAGUGCAUGACACUUGUAACAGGGUACAGGACGAGGUUUGGUAUGAAACAGUAUGUGGAAUAUCAGAUUGGCUCAGUAGAUUCAAAGCUGAUACUGACAGCCCCACAUGGUGGCUCAUUAUCGCCAACUACAAUGCCCAACCGCACACACGGUUGUUUCGAUAAUGAAACUGAACAAUGUAUUUAUAGACAUAACUGCGGGACACCAACACGAAGCAAAUGUAAAGUUUUAAUGGCUACAGACACGAAUACACGCAAUCUUGCGAUUUUAAUCGCAGAUCAGAUUGAGGCCAAAACUGGAAAACGCCCCCAUGUCAUACUGAACAAUCUUGGUCGAUGGAAAAUGGAUGCGAAUCGUGAUGCAGAUCAAGCAGCAUUUGGCGUACCAGAAACCAAAAGGGCUUAUGAUGAGUUUCAUGAAUUUGUCAAUAACGCAAAAUUGGCAAUAUCACCAAGUAGUGGUCUACUGUUGGACAUUCACGGAGUUCAGUCUCACCCAGAAGCUUGGGUGGAACUUGGUUAUCGUUUGACAAAAUCAAACCUGAACAAGAACACUGUCUUGGCUGAGUAUUCAUCCAUCAAAAACCUUGCAGCAACCUCUUCAUACACAUUUGAGCAGAUUCUACGAGGAGAUAAAAGUUUGGGACACUUCAUGCUGCGGGAAAAUCUGUCAUUUAAUAGUAGAGUUGUUCCAUCCCCAGAUACACCAUCUCCAGGGAGUGGUGGAUAUUACCGAGGGGGUUACAUAACAAAGCAUCAUGGAUCUAGAUAUGCUGGUACAAUAGAUGCCAUUCAGAUAGAAUCACCAAGGCCUUUGAGAGAUCUACUCUACAACGGAGACAAAGCGUAUGCGAUUGAUUUAGCUAAUGCUGUAAUUGGUUUUCUUGGAGUACAUUACUGAUUUUCUCCAAGUGCAUUACUGAUUAGUUCAAUGCACUUACUACAUGUACUGAUUUUCUAAAUUUAACUACUGACUGUCCUAACUAGACAUGUUUCACAGUGUACAUUAUUCUGGUUAUGUAAAAUGUUAUACCUCUGCAUACAAAAACUCUAAACGAAUUUGAAAUGAAUAUUUAAAUUACCAGUUAAGUGAGAUUACUGUACUCCGUGGAGAUUAUAUUAUCAUGCCUAAAUAGUUCAAAAAAUAUUUCACCUUUUAUCAUAUAGAUAAAAUAUUACA
Owenia fusiformis is the source of this 2332-nucleotide messenger RNA. The record is from the annotation of a GenBank genome assembly. NCBI's taxonomy places the organism in Eukaryota, Metazoa, Annelida, Polychaeta, Sabellida, Oweniidae.